CUCGGCACAAGUUGAAGAUCGUCUUCAUUUAGUAUUUAUGAAGAGGGUCGGUGUAGAUUGAUUUUAGUUUCUAUGGAUUAUGUUGGCAUAAGAGAAUUUGUUGUUUUUUUUUGAUUUGGCGUUACAGCUAAACUAUUCUGUAUAGGCCACUUGUCAUGAUCGUACACCGUUUGCACACACAUGACUUGCGGUGAAAGCCAAAAUAGGAGAUUCGUUCAAGAAAUGAAUGUGUCGACUCCGCAUGAAUAAUCAGCCAAUUUUGUGGACGAUGGAAAAGAUUGAGAUAUACGAAUAAUAGAUAAAAAAACAAACAAAACAUAAAAAAUAGCAAUUUAAAAGUAUACCAUCAACCGAGGUUUGGUUGUAUUGAUGAAACAUUUAUUUGGACUUGUGUUGAGUUCACAUGUAGAGUGUAAUGUUUUCUUUUUUUGGAGUACUUCAUUGAAAAAUCUGCUUUAUUAUGAUGGAGAAACUAAAGUCUGUGUGAUGUAAUUAAGCAAGAAAUCAAUUCACAUGGAAACAGUUAACUGACAGUACGUCAGCCUCACGGAGUUAAAAUGUAUGUAACAGGACUGGAUUAGAGUGAACUCCUUUCUUGGCUGGCAUUUCUAACGUGGGAUUUAGUUUGACAGAUGGAUAAGGAUUUAUUUAGAAAACAUACAAUGAGUUUAAAGAUAAUGAGCUUCAUAACGUCCUGAGAAGCUAGAGAUCAUGAAGAAAUGACAAUAACGACGGCGUUGGUCGCCCGACUUUCUUGUGCUGCGCCCUCCCUAUCUCUCGCGCCCUGCCCCCGACACUUUGACAUCAGCGAUGACGUAACUCUGCUGAAGACUUAGUACUGCCAUCGGUCACGUUUGGCGAUUCAGUCGCUGGCCUCAAGGUAUGGGUGACAUGAUAUGCCAAUUCUUGCUCCAAAAUCUGAUCGAUGAGGCCUCUUCAAUCCUGACAGCAAGCCUGAGCAUUUCUUUUCUUCAACUAUUAAUAUUUCGGAAGUUUUCUCAAAGCUCUUUCAAGUUGGUCAACUUUUCGAUAUAUACAGACAACACAUCAAUCAAUUGGUAGGAACAGUGAUUGAAAAAUAUAUUUUUGUCCACGAUCAUAUAGGACACAUGCAUUUUUCCAUGAAGUUGUCGCUCUUGCCAAGAGGUCAUGAAGUCAUCUUCCUUGAAUCGUCUAUGAAUUUUUCAACCACAAAUACAAACUCUAUUAAGACGUAGUGAGAACGCUUCAUCGUAACUCACGUCCUUCAAACGUACGUAUGGACCCACCUUAUGGCUUAAUCAACGUACGUAUGGACCCACCUUAUGGCUUAAUGUUGCGUUAUCAUUCUUGAAACGCAGUACACUGAGGCUAGGCAGAAAUGCUUUGUUUAUAUAAGGAUAUUUGACAUGUUCGGGUAUUGGCAAUUCAGUCAGCCCACAGGCUGUGUGCUUGCUACUAAGCGGAUCUAUUUUUACGCUUCACAUUGGUGAGUAGUGUUUGGGUGAUCUCACUGGUGAAUGAGCGGCAACAACUCUCUCCCCUCCCACUCUCUCUUGUUUUGCCAGAAUUAUCUCCCCUCUACCUUUUUUUCCCUCUCCCCUUACUUCCCCCUCUCCCCCUCCCCCGGUGCAUUCUUGUUCUCGCUUUGAGCAUUGGAUGAAUAAAACAUAGAGCAAGAGAAGAAAAUAGAGACAUGUAUAGUGUACACCUUAGAAUGUACAAAGUAGCGUACAAGCCAAAAGACCAUCCCCCCCACUCUCAAAUAAAAUGUUGAUAAAAUAAAGAGUCACGAGAGGAGGGGAGACAUAAGGAGAAGGCCAGGAAAAACAUAUUUCUGCCUGAGUGAAUGACCAAAUAAUACUUUGAGUGUGCGUGAGAGAUGUCAAGGAAGGUCAGGGAGGAUGUCGGGGAGCGGCUGAGGAGGGGAAAGUCCCAAGACGGCGGUCAUGUUAGCGUCACACACGCACGUAACUCGGCGAACUUUCUUAGUCCCGACGCGUCGCACGGCCUGACCAGCUUGGAGAGAGCUCCCAGUCUGAACCGUCUUCACGCUCAGAGCUCCACCGAGACCAGCGGUCUAGGAGAAACGGUCACUUCCGGGUUUUCAAGCCAGGAGAGCGUUCACAGUUUCGCCGGGGAUGAGAAGGAGAGAGAAGGAAGCGGCAAACCGUGGGAGAGAUCCACAAAGCGGGGCGGCGGGGGCAGCAGCCCCGGGAGUCUGGUCAGGCCCACUGCUGACUACGAAUACGUAGAUAAAGAUGGUCAUCCGAGCGGAGGUGCUCGCCAGCAACCUCAUCUUCAUCAAACGUCACAUCAUCUUCCUGGACCCAAGUACGUGACUUUUUCAAAGUCCAGCCAACGGCCGGAGCCGAUAGGGCAUGUUAUUAGGGACCAUGAACGCUCAAAGAGGUUACACUCUUAUGGACAAUCAACUAACGAUCAAGGAAAUUCCUCUCGUCACUAUAGAGAAACUGGUGGAAGGAGCUUGACUCCCCAACAGGCUAAAGAUGAACAAGAUUCUCGUCGGAAACAAAUUCACCGUACAGGGUCUGAUCAAAGAAAAUCGGGCAGCGGUUCUAGUGUUGUAGACACACAGCCCAACCGUCGUCCUGAUUUAAGUGACAGGAAAAAGAGCGGAGAAAUUAUAGAGCUGCAAGACAGAUCUUUUUCUUCUAGGGAAAGAUCGUCGUCAGCCGGAAGUAGUUAUCCCGAGUGUGACGUCAGAAGGCGAUUACAUUCGUCCGGCGGAAGUCGGGAGAGUAGCAUUACAGAAGCGGAUAGGGAGUAUCAGCGACAGAGCUCGUCCGGCGCCAAGGCUGAAAGGGCUUUUGUUGUCGUCGGCCGCACUCGUUCGAAUAGCAAAGAUGGGACCACCGGCCCCUCUCCCCCAAGUGUGAGCACCCGGUCUCACAGUAAAGACCAUACGUCAGGUGCGACAGCUGUUCGGUCAAACAGCCGGUUAGCCAGUAAGGAUAACACUGCAAGUGCACCAGCUGUUCGUAGAUCAAACAAUCGUGACGCUGUAGACACGCUCACGACUACACGGGCCAGCUCGAAAACAAACCAGAAAGAAGGUGGUCUGAUCAACGUGAGAACCAGCGCCGAGCGAACCAGCAGCAGGGAAAGCGUUCAACACAAUUUAAAUGUCAGCGGUGUCGAAGGGGUGAGUAGAGAAAAACUCGCAGCCGAAUUAAACGCCAGAGAACGUGAGAAAAGAAGCAGAAGUAGGGAGCAGUCCAGAUCUCAGUCCAGUAGCUCCAGGACUAACUCUGACGAGCACCACGAGUCCAGUGGUUCUAGAAAAAGUUGCGACACGGUGAGACUCAAAAGUCAGUCCCAAGACUCGAAACUUAACUCGGAGGACGAGAGCGUUUUCGUCGAUGCAAGAAAACCGAGUAAAGAGCAAGUCACCAAGCCUGUUCUAGAACCUACCAGCCAGGUGAGCGUGGAGAUCACUUCAAGGCGAAAUCGGUCUUCAGCCAUUUCCGAAAGCGGUCAGGAUACAUUCACAAACAGUAAAGGUGUCGGUGAUAUUAAACCUGGGGAGGAUAGAUCCCAGACGCGCACAAAGGUCACCGAGGAACAACGGAUACACAGCUCGAAACUGCGGCGCGUAGACUCCAGGGUCCCAUAUGAAAGACAGAGGAACGAGCAGACGACUGAGAAGCGAGAACUCAAAGAAGUGAAGAGUGAACAAAAAGAAUGUAAAUCAGACGCUACUGUAAGAUUCACGGAGAAAUCAAAGCCAGCUGACGAAACGAGGCGCUACUCUCACAGAGAUUCAACAGAGAAACGGGAAGGUUCUGUUGUGCCUCAAAAAGACGUCCAACUCAAAUCAACCAGGUCGAAUUCUCAAGGGCAGAACAGAGCGAAAAACGAUAAGGUAAGGUCUGAGCCGAAGAUUUCCGAUUCUACAAGUUCAGCAUUGCGCUCAGCUCGACGUGUUUCGGAGAGUGAUUUCAUCGAAAGACCCGAUCGUUUCCGAAGAACCCCUGAUGAGAUCGUCCUUUCGAAAACGGAGCAGCUAAAAUUUUCGGAUAACGAGAGCAGAGUCAAGCGUACAGAGCAUGGCGCACGUCGUGUUUCGGAUAACGAAGAGCAGUUUUCAGUCUACGACGCCGAAAUAGUAAAAUCGGACGUGGACGAGGAAGAGAAAAGCAGCAUGGAUUACGAUCUUUUCUUUCACCAAGCCAGCAGAGGUGUUAACGGAACUGGAGGUGGCGGCGGAGGCUCCGGUUACAGGGGAUACCCUCUCGUGCUUGAUGGAGGGUACUCGUCGCCGUCUCUAAGACGAGAGGCGCGGGGUCAAUUCGUGUUACCCCAGAACAACAUCAACGGGAACAACGUGCACACGUCUGGGCUGAGGCCUGGCGCCGAAGGAGCGCGGGGCGUGCCGAACGUUAUUGGGCCGGAUUUUCCUGCCCCGAACACCAGAAGUGCCCACUACACGAAAUUCCAGGUGCCAACUACUCCUAUGGGACCUAUCCCCACAGUUCAGUUGAUCGCCUCCCCUGAACUGCCGGGGUACAACAUAGAUGCCCUUCACAAUGAAUGGGAACGCCGCGGCAGUAAAAGCUCCAUCCGCAGCUACACCUCCAACAAGAGCUCCGGCCCCAAGUUUCUCGGCGUGACCACCGAAUCCGCCUGGACGAAGUGGUCAAGGGACCGCCGGGCCAGCUACCGGAGGCGGCUGGAGAAGAUGGAGAGGUCCGAAACGAUCGACAACGAUGUAGUUCGAGUGUCUACGCCGAUCAAAAAGGCUCGACAGGAAGGGCUGAAGUUCGUCCAUCCCGACCUGGAGGCCAGGUAUCUCUCCGAGGAUGAUCUGAAUGAACUCCGGCGGCACAAGCAGCAGCAGGUGCACGUCAUGAGGGUCAUCGAGAAGAGCCGGAAGAACAAGUUCCGCAUGAAGACAGAGGUCAAAUUGACCGCGGAGCAGUGGCAUGCGCUCCAGGAGUUCUGGGAGCAUACCAUGUUUGUUCGCGCGAGAUACCUGGGACUAGUGGUGAGCAUGUUGGCGCUGAUUUUUCUGAUUGUCUCCAUAGCAAAGAACGACUGGAUGACUCACGGCACAUGGAAUAUUACAAUAGUGGAAGGUUUAUGGAUGAAUUGUACCUAUACAACAAUGACAUCCGGCCUAGUCACAGAGUGCCAGUUUUCUCAUGGAAGAAAUUGGCAAAAUGCAGUCAUUGGUCUGAUGAUAUUCGCAGCAACAUUUGGCUUUCUUGCUUCGGUGCUUUCCAUGUGCGGUGUCUGCACAAAUCCUCUCCCCAGGAAAAUUUAUUACUUCCAUUCUGCGGGAGAAAUAUUUCUUAUUUCUGCUCUCAGCGCCAGCAUUGCUCUACUGAUAUUUCCUGCUGCUAUUGAAAUGGACAAAACAAUCAAAGGUCAUCAGUACGGCGUGGGGUACGGCCUAGGAUGGGGUGGUGCCCUGUUCUUUUUGGCGGCCGCCGUGUGCAUGAGCCUGGACGAUAUAGUUCGCCAGUCUUCCCGGACCAAGUGCUGCAAAUGGUGCUGGAAAGGCAAAACCAACGACAGAAACCAGUUGCGGCAGGUUUGACCUUUGCUGACGCAUAGAGACUAUUAAAAGACAAUGCAAAGCAUGGUUUGGAGUUUUCUUGGGUUUUGUACGGAACAAUUCUUGUGAACUGAAGAAACUGGGACUAAAAAAAUAUUAUCAGCAUUUUAAUAAACGCUACAAAAAUUCAAUUCCUGUGUUACAGAAGCCGUUGCAUCAUCAUAAAUGAAUAGUGUGUUGUUGUUUUUUUCCCUCAAAUAGUUUGCAGACGAACAAUAACAUCUGAAAGAACAUAUAGAUUUAGUCUGCAUGUAGACACGACUGUAGUGUGACGUUACAAGAGACACUAGAACUGUGCCAGAUUUCUUUGCAUUCUGCAGUGGGCUUUUUUUUUUGUAUUUUACAACCUAUCUGCAUACAGAAAUAAUGAAUAAAUAUUUCUAAGAUUUGUUUAUUAUUUUUUACAGAAACAAACAGAAACAAUAUGUAUAAACAUUUUCGUCACAUUUAAUUCACAUAAAUAUCGGCAAUCGUAGAUAUAAUUUAGGCUCUUUUCUAAAAUUAUUGUCUGUAGUCUAGUAAACUAGACUAUUUCAAAGAGUUGUUGUGGAGUCUAUAAUAGACAUUUCAUAAUUAAAUCUCUUUACUUUUAAGAAGUGAUGUUAAUGAGUAAGGUUUAAACAAUUACAUGUAGAUCAAUAUUUCUUACAUUUAGAUCAGUAUUUCUCAACCUUUUACUUGUGAUGUUCUCCCUCCCCCCUCCCAAUAAAAAAUGUGAAGGUAAUGACACCUGUGUACAUCUGAAAAGGUAGUGAUUAUUACAAGAUCAUGCAACUUUGUGCUAAACAAGGUCUCUUGAAAGUUUUUUUUUUCUCAUAAAACACCGCUCAACAGAAUAUGGUACAACACUUCAGAGAAAUUGGACCAAUUAACAAAUCUCCUUGGAAGAGAUGUAUUGAAAAGUCAUUUAUAUGAGAACUUUUUUGAGUUGACAUUUUGCAUCUUAUGAAAACAAGAUUAUAUGACGUCACUUAAAGUUACAUAUUUUUUGGCUCAGCAAUAUUCAAAUAUUAAUUUAUUCCUACAAAGCAAACUUAUUUCUGUCCCUUAAAAAAAACAUCCCCAUUGUACAUUCUUGUCAGACAACCCAUCGUGUCUCUUAGGUUGGGAAACACUUAUUUAAAUAUCAAUUAACUAAACCUAUUUUUUAAAGAACAUGCAAAAAGAAGAAAAAAAAACUUUUGUGGGAAAAAGGUAGGACUGAAAUAUUAUCUUAUCUUAUAUAAUACAGACGUUACUUCAUAAAAGAAGAUGAUUACGUCCUACGCGUCAUGCAUUUAGUCAUGCAUAUUAACCAAUAUUUGUAAUCAUAUUUUGUUUUUUUCCCACUGGUAAAAUCCCAGGGGUGCAAAAGUAAUUUAAAAAUCUAUCUAGAAAUUUCAAAAACUUUGAAAUUUGUUUCCUUCUCAAUUUUCCAAUUAAAAAAGAAAAACAAAUUGAAAACAUUCAGUAGCAAAGCUAUUACUACUUGGAAGUAUUCUACCCAGAAUUUAUUAAAGCUAAAAAUAAAUAUGAUCAUCUAUAAAGUUUGUUCACACACAAACAAAUGAAGAUGGGUCUUUUUUCUUUUUUGUUAGUUUUAUUUCAAUGGCUGUGUUUCCACAUUUUUGUUUCUUUUUCUUAUGAAGUUCUCUUCUGUCUUCUAAGAAGUAAUUUUAUUAAGCCUUGUGAAAAGGAUGGCUGACUAGUCAUGUUGUAUGCGCUUUGGGCUGUUGUCAUGAUGGUCCUGAGUUCUAACACUGCUAAGGCGUAAUAAAUCAUCACUUCUGAAGGAACAUUCAAAUCUUGUAAACCAAAAUGAGGCAGCACAUAGUGCACACAGGAACUGCAGCAUUCUAGUUGUUGAGUUUUUUCAUGCUAGCAAUGGGCACAAAAACUUAGUUGAAAUAGUUCAAAUGUCUUUUUCUGUGGAGUAAAUUUUAGAAAUGAUAAAAUACUUUCUUUAAACAUGAAAAGACCAGUUUCCGAGUUUUUAAUUAUGUAUAGAAUAUAGACUCAGUUAGAUUGGAAAAAAAAAAAGGACCAGAAAUAGUUUUCUUUUAAUUUUAAACUUUACUUACUCUAAAAAACUCUUGCAGCUAUCAAGACGUAUUGAUAGAUAUAAGACAAAAUAUUAGAAAAUAUAUAUUUCUUCCUAUCAGCUGACCAAUAUAUAUAUAUAUAUAUAUUUUCUUGAUAAGCAUUAAUAUUUUUUUUUUUUUUUUUUUUUGUAGACCUUGUUUUCAAAUCAUUGCAUGUAAAUUCAUAAAUCACAUUUCAUUUCUUUCAAAUGGCUAAUGUAUAUUAUUUAUCGCAAUUUAUAAUUUUAUAUUAAAUUUUUUAAAAUACAUCUAUGUAAAAUAUUAUUUAAUAUAAUGCAUUUACUAUAAUAUAUUUUGUUCUUUCUAGAUUGAAACACCCACCCCCUUCUUUAGUUAUCACAAAAAUCAUUGACUAAAAAAUAUGUAUUGUUUCCUGCCAUUUUCACAAACUUUUCAGCAGAUUAAUUAAUGCUAAGUCAGUGAAAAGCUUCUACAUUAAGUUGCUAUAGAUUUACCUAAGUUAAAUAUUCAGUUGAGAUAUUUCCUAGAGAUUUGUUCUAAAUGUUCAAACAGUGACCAAAUCGGAGGACAUUUAAAAAAAAAGAUAUUACAAAAUUAGUUAUCAUUCCAGAGUUUUCAUUUUCAUUGACUGUGUGAACUUGUUGACUCAAAUAUUUGUUUGACAACUUUUGUUUACCAAAUGUACCAAUAAUCAAUUGUAAAAUCUGUGAUUUUAAAGACACUGUGAUUUGUGUUCAUCUCUAGAUGCUGUGAUUUGAAGAAGCACAUUGUCUUGGCAUUCUGCACAUUCUUGAUAAGAUUCUAGCAAAUAUCUCAAUCUUUUUUAUGAGAUGAUAAUUUGUAUCGAUUCAAGCAGCAUAAAAGUGCAAAGUCAGAGAUAAAAAGUGAGACGCUAGCUGUGGAUGAAUGUGAGUGAGAAUUGAAACAAACUAAGCAAUUCAAUCAGUAAAUUUUCAAGCUCACCUGUAUAUCUUUACUUGUGAUCAAUGUAUUUUUUUUCUAGAUGCUGAUACUCAACACAUUAUAAAUAUUCACCUUGACUUUGAUAAUUCCAAUCUGCCAAUUUUAUCCACUAGCCACUUCUGCCUUUUAUCCACUAUUAAGCCACCACUUACAAUGCCUUUUUAAUUUGUAUAUGAUACAUGCAUGCAUUGUUUUCCUUUUUCAAAAUAUUACUUUUAACAUAAUGUGAUUAUACAUAGUUCAGUGACCCACUGUUUACAUUUUUUAUUUACCCAUUUCUUAUAAUAAAUACUAUAAUUUAUUUUGGACAUAGAUUAUGUUAAGGUCUGUUAAAGAUACUUUUUUUGUCUGAACUAAAAUUGCUUUGAAAGCUAUGUUUCAUAUUAACAUUAUGAUUUGCAUUAUUUUAAAUUGUAUUUAACUUAAAUUAUAAAAUGUAUGCUACUUGAGAAGAGGUAUGAAUACUUUUAAUUGGGGCAAUAUUUGGGAAUAACAAGAAAAUUAGUAAGUCAGAUUUAAGGUCAGUUAUGAAGUAGUUAAUAAAACAAUCAAAUGAAAAAGACAAACUAAAAUAUUCUUUAAUUUAUUAUUAAUAAGAUUAUUUAUAAAAGUGAAUUGUUGAGAGAAAUUUCUAAAUUUUGACAAACUGCCACUAAAAAGUACAUAAUUUUGAUGUUUAGAAAUCAAUAAAAAUAUACCUAACUUAAUUCUUCAAUUUCCAUUAUAUAUUGUUUUAGAAAAAAUUCAGUAACAAUAUAAAACUUUAAUGCUACUUAAUCUUACUGGAAUUUGUAUUUUCUGUUUAAAUUUUAGGUGACUCUUGAUAAUCCAACAGUUAUGAGACUGAAAUGGUGUUGGAUUGCCAAAAAUGUCAGAUUACCAAAGGUUAUAUUUAUGAUGUAAUAAAAUAUUCUCUUAGAUUUUCAAGGGUAUAAAAUAAAAAAUAGAAGAAAAAGAAAAAUGUAUUGAUCUAAAAAAAUACAAAACCUAUGAUUUCAACUUUCACAUACUGUACUAAAUAUUUAUUAAUACCUACCUACAUUCUAAAAAUAUUUCUACCACAGUAUACAUUUUCAUGAACUUAUGUUGUACUGCAGUGGAUUACUGAGUGUCUCGAAUGAUGUAGUGUUGGACUAUCAAGAGUCAAAAACAACUUGGAUCAUUUACAAAAAAAGAAGAGAAACUUCUUAAUGUAGUUUUGUCAUUGCUGAAUUGAAAUUGGAUAUAAACCAUUCCAAUAUCCUCACCAUCACUACACUCCAUGUAAGUAAGGGCUUGAUACUCACCCAGGUAUAAUUUCAUUUUUAGGUCUAGAUAGCCUCCACCAUGGGUAGGUCCAGAUCAGGGCAUCUCCAAGGCUGCAGGUUUUUGAGAUUUGUCUUACAAAACUCAACUUUCUACUUUUAUCCAGACUUAAAGAUCCAAAUGAUAGAUGAAAUAAAAAUGUUUCUAGGUAAAUACAUUGAUCAACAAUAUAUAUACUAAUACAUACACAGGAAUAGAAAAAAAAAUAUUCUUAGAAAUAUAACAAAUACCAUAGAAGAAUGCAUUUAAAUAGUGUAAAUUUAAAGAAAUGAGACUAGAAGUUUUUGUCAUAUAAAAGUAUUUUUGCUAAACAUACAUACUAAAUCUAAUUUAAAAUGUACCAUGAAGAAAAAGUAGGAAAUGUUAAAUAUAGAUACCAACUUUGAAAAAUAUAGACACUUCCAUAGUGAAAUUAUAAAUUUUACAAACUUAAGAUAUUUUAUUUCUUGAUUUAUUUAUUUUUAAACGAAGUUGAUUUCUUUGCAAAGUCAUGCAAAGAUGUGGAAUAUAAAAUCUAGCUCUUUCUAACCAAGGCAUUUUUUAUUUUUAAACUAAAGAACAAACUGUUCAGACCUACCCAUUAUGUAGUAACUGAAAAUAUAUUUUUAAUUCAUUCCAGUACCAUACUAGUAAUAAUAAAGAUAAAUAGUGUGUUUUUUUUAAUUUGUAAUUAGUAAUUUCAUCUUAUCUUUAGGCAAAUAAUUAACAAUAAAAUGUCUUCCAUAUGUUAAGAAAGGGAGUACAUGUUUUUUAUUUCAUUCAGUUUGUUCAAAAUUAGAUUUCUUUUUCUAGAAAACAAUAUUAGGAUUGUAUAUUGGAGUUAUAAAAAAUAUGGAAUGCACUGAUAUAUUAACAUUACCCCUCUCAGAAUGUGUAUAAUUGUCAAUCUCCUAUUAUGAACUAUUACAAUUUUUAAAUAUUCUUUUUUCAACUUAUUUUUUGAAUAUGAAAGCUCAAAUAAAACUUUUUCAUUUAAAAAAAAAUAAUUCCAACUCUUCACAUAUAUAUUAUUUUUUAUCAUUUUUCUUUAAAAAUUUAUAUACUUUUUUGUUUUAAAUGAUAGAGAAUUGUGUAUAUGUUAUCAGUUGGUUACAGAGAAGGAGACUUAUGAACAAUGGCCAAGAGCAUUCAGUUGGGGAUUUAGUGGAAGCUAAAACAUUUUUUAUUUUACUAUAACAGAACAAGCAUGUGGAGAUCUUUUUAUCUUUAUGAUGUUUAUAAAGCACAAUCCUUGGAAAUAUAAAAAUAUAAAUUGUGAGCCGCCACUCAUUCUGUUUAGUACUUGGUUGGGGAUGGGGCACUGGUGGUGUUUUGUUGAAUGCAAAGGAAUACAUCACAUGACAUCUGUCAAAGCAUUAAGGCAAGGCAUAUAGGUAUAAUCUUAUGAGAGCCCCUUUGUGGGUGGUCCAAAGCAUUGAAUGCUUCCAGUUCAUAUAUAUAUAUAGAACUUGUUGGCCUCCCUGAAGAUAGCUGCAAAAAGAAAUCUGAUGAUUUCCCUAAAUCUUGUCUUUGUAACAGGGGGUUCUCUUUAAGGUGAUCAAUGACAUAAGUGGUAAGGCAGAGAGCACACAUCCCUCUUGCUGUAAGAAAAUAGAAUUCUUCAUGGAAUCUGUAGGUCAGUGUUGAAUUAUAUGAUGUAGAUGUCCCUAAACUUUCUUUUUUUUUUAAUAUAAAAAUUGUGAAUAUCCUUUUCAGUUUUGACCCUGAUUAUGUAAUGAAGGUCCUAGUAAGAUACAUGGAAGUUAAUUUAGUAAUUAAGGAGAUUAUCUUUUAGAAAUAGAGUUGAGGAGGUGAUUUGUUAGAAGUAGAGCUGAUACAUUAGCAUAAGAUAAUGUCUUCUGCACUUGUUAUUUAAUGAUAGUUUAAUAAUAAUAAAAAUGUAGGUGUAUCAUACAUAAAAAAAACAACAUUAAUCUGACUUAUUAAUUAGAUAUGCAACAACAUCUUUUUAAGUGAAAGUAAUAAAAAAAAAGUUAGAUGAACCUUCUGUUAAUGUGCAUUUCAAAACCAAAGUUCCUUUUUUUUUUUUAUUUUGUUUGGAUGAUGUGUGUGGGGGUGUUUGAGCAGUUCAUUUCUUUACACCACUGACAUGAUGCUGCCUUCCAUUUAGUUUCAUACUUUUCUACACUGCCUGAGUUGAUUGGAGCCAUUCCUUUUCCUUGUUACAAUGUAUUUAUUACUUAUGAUCAGUAUGCAAAGCUAGAUUCGCUUUCUUCUUCUUUUUUUAUUAUUUUAGCAAAAAGUAUUUUUUAACACACCCUGUGAUUUAUUUGCUUUGACAUUUCCUAACUUACACAAACAAUAGAUAACAAUAAACAAACUAGAGAUCAACUCUUCGAUGUGUCAGAAAUUCAAGUAAAAAAAAAAAGGAUAAACUCUAAAUUUUCCACUACUUGAUAGAUGAAAACAUAAGCCUGGUCUGGGAUAAUAAGAGACUGUUGCCCAAUAAAGGGUAAUUGACAAAGAGAAAAAAUAAUAUCAGUUUUUAUGAGCCUAUCUAGAUGAUGUAGUUCCCCCCCCCUUUUUUUUUCAAGGGAGGUUAUCUGUGAAUCCUGGUGAUCAGUUUGUCUCAGUUGUCAACCUCUAAAUGCAACACAAUCUACAUUCCAAAAACAAAAAAUAAAUAAAUUUAAAGGAAUCUGAUAUGGAUAUACUGGAUUAUAUGUGGAAUUUUGUCUUUUCUUCUAAUUAAUUUGUUAAAGUUUAAUUUUUAAAAUCUAUUUCAGCAUCAUUAGAUUAAUUAGCUGUUCUAAUGUUUAACCAUUAUAACACUUAUCUUGUCAGUACCACGAGGUGUUGUUACAAAAUGUCAAAUGCAAAUAUCUGAACAUUUUCUGUAAUAUCUCCUUUCCAUAUUUUAGCAAAUGUCUCGUCAGCACUAGAAUCAUUCCUGUUUCUUUACCAAGAUACCCAGGCAAAAUAUGCACUUAGAAGUAAUUGGAAGUACUUUUCAUUUUUUUUGUUUUUGUUUUCUUAUACUUCAAAGGCAAUUACUAGUUACAAUAAAGCAUGUUUUUAUACAAAAGAGAAGUUCUACUUUUAGAGCAACAACCUACAAUGCUAUGGUGGUACCAUUCAAUCAAAAUUAGGUCUUUUUGUUUUUUUGUAACAUGAAAGAAGAAAAAAAAAUAUCCUCCUGCUCAGCCAGCUUCAAGCACAUCAGUAUUGGUUGAAUUUGAAAUGACAGACAUGAACUUUGAAAAUGUAACUAAUUCUACUUUUUUUAAAAAAUUUGUUUGAUUUAGUUUAUGAAGUAGUCUGUGUAUAUAUCAUAUAUAUUAACUACUCUGUAAUCCACUAUACUAUUUAACAACAAAUUAUACUAUGCCAAUACAAAUGUAUGAAUAAUUAUUAUAAACUAUAUUAUUAAUAUUUUAAAUCACAUUUUUUCAAAUAUUUUGGUUUGCUUCAACUAAUAUAUAGUCACCAAUAAACGGGUCUUACUUCAUAUUUUUCCCAAAUUACAA
This is a messenger RNA of Biomphalaria glabrata, 13337 nucleotides long. RefSeq lists its product as uncharacterized. Gene Ontology annotation, cellular component: cell-cell junction; membrane. The transcript is spliced from 7 exons. The coding region runs from base 1862 to 5542 and encodes 1226 amino acids. Gene Ontology annotation, biological process: cell-cell adhesion. NCBI's taxonomy places the organism in Eukaryota, Metazoa, Mollusca, Gastropoda, Planorbidae. The record is from RefSeq and is a predicted model, not a curated record.